AUGGCUCGCGGUGAAGCAUCCCAAACUAAGAUCCACUACAAGGGGAAGGACGACGACUUCAUCAUCUUCAUUGACGAUGCAAAGGCUGCGAAGGAAUGGAAGACUGACAAGUCUAUCCCACUUGCACAAGUUGUGAGCGCGUUCAAGAUAUUCGUUACCCAUAAGCAGGGAGCACAAGGAACAUUAGAUGGUGCCUCGCACUCUACUCUCGACAACGAAUUCGGUACCCACGUGGAUGAGGAAGUGAUCAAGCAGAUCAUUGAGAAGGGAACCAUCCAGGAAGGCGAGUUUACUGAACGUCAAGGACCAAAGAACGACAGUAUGGGUAGCCGUGCUGGUCACUAA
Messenger RNA from Glarea lozoyensis ATCC 20868, 345 nucleotides. Its product is annotated as FYSH. NCBI's taxonomy places the organism in Eukaryota, Fungi, Ascomycota, Leotiomycetes, Helotiales, Helotiaceae. Bases 1 to 345 code for a protein of 114 amino acids. The record is from RefSeq and is a predicted model, not a curated record. The transcript is spliced from 3 exons.